Messenger RNA from Coregonus clupeaformis (lake whitefish), 2577 nucleotides. RefSeq names its product CoA synthase (gene coasy). Gene Ontology annotation, molecular function: pantetheine-phosphate adenylyltransferase activity; ATP binding; dephospho-CoA kinase activity. The transcript is spliced from 10 exons. The record is from RefSeq and is a predicted model, not a curated record. Gene Ontology annotation, biological process: coenzyme A biosynthetic process. Lineage: Eukaryota; Metazoa; Chordata; Actinopteri; Salmoniformes; Salmonidae. Bases 206 to 1939 code for a protein of 577 amino acids.
GUAGCUAGCUAGGUCAAAUGGACAUGUCUCUUUAUCGAAAGAAUAAUAACAAUAUUGGACAGUGGUGCAACAAUAAUGUAGUUAGCCAUUGGGAGUAGCCAGUUACAGACGAUAUUUUCACUUAACUGACGUUACCUCGCUACAGUAUUUGUACAAGACAUCGUGCUAAGCGUGUGUCCCUGCUCCUGUGACACAUCUGGCCAACAUGUCCAUGUUCAGCACGGGCAUCCUGGUGCUCACCUCUCCUCUCCACACCCUCCCCCUGCGCAUUGCCCCUGUACUCAGCUCAGCUGCCCAGGUGGUGGAGCGCACCCUCUACGUCCAUCUCCAUCCGGGCCUGAACCUGGGUGCAGGCGGGGGCCAACCCAGGCCCGUCUUCAUCCCGCCCGUGGUGGAUCUGUCCAGCCUUAUCACUGGGCUCUACAGCAAUGCUGCCAACGUGUGCAGCCACCUGGACGUACGAGUGCUCCUCACCAACGUCCGCGCCCAGUCCAAUAACUCCUCCAGCCCAGAGACAGGUGGGACAGUGGUAACGGGUAACCCCUUCCCUUCCCCACAGCCCCUCUCCCACUCCCCCGAGGUGGUGCUAACAGACUUCGCCCUGCAGGACCCAUGCCAGUCCCCGCUGGUGGCCCAGUGUCUGCAGAGGUACGCCGGCCACUGUUACGUCUGCUCGCCCGGCUUGGCCUCAGUGCUGCUCCACCCGCAGCUGCAGAAUCUGGAGGAAGAGGUGGAGAAGGAAGAGAAGGAGGGCCAAAAGGAAGACUGGGAUAGUAGGUCGGACCCCAUGGAGACUUACGGUGAGGUGGUGGUAGGGGGAACGUUCGACCGCCUCCACGGGGCGCACAAGACGCUGCUGAACGUCUCUUGCCUCUUGGCGAACAAGCGGUUCCUUAUCGGGGUGUGUGACCAAGAACUUCUAAAAAAGAAGGUGCUAAAGGAGCUAAUUGAGCCCUACGCCCUGCGGGUGCAGCGUCUCCAAGAGUUCCUGCAGGAUGUCAAGCCCUCACUGCAGUACGAGAUCGUGCCCCUCUCAGACCCCUUUGGACCCUCCGUUAUUGACGCCCAGCUGCAAUGCAUUGUGGUCAGCGAGGAGACCCGCAGGGGAGGCGAGGCUGUGAACAAGAAGCGCCUCGAAAAUGGUCUUCCAGGACUAGUGCUGCACGAGAUCCAGCUUCUGAAGGAUGCCCACCACACUGAGAUGGAGGAGGAGAAGAUCAGCUCCUCCAGCCUCCGCUCACGCCUCCUAGGGACCCUCCUCACAGACCCAAAACAGGACAAGCCCCAUCUCCCACUGGUGCCCUACGUGAUUGGCCUGACUGGGGGCAGCGGCAGCGGGAAGAGCUCCAUCGCCCGGCGGUUGGAGGCCCUGGGUGCGGUCCGCAUCGACAGCGACCAGCUGGGCCAUGAAACCUACCGGCCGGGGGAGGUUGCUUACAACAGGGUGCUGGAGGAGUUUGGAUCAGGUGCGGAUCUUAUUAAUGAGGACAAAACUAUCAACAGACGCGCACUAGGCAGGAAAGUUUUUGGAAACAAGGAGAGGUUGAAAGACCUCACCGACAUUGUGUGGCCGGAGAUAGCUCUACUCGUCAAGGAAAGGAUCCAACAGGCCAGAGAAGAAGGUAAACAGGUGUGUGUGGUGGACGCAGCUGUGCUGCUGGAGGCCGGCUGGACGGACAUCGUGCACGAGGUCUGGGUCGCCAUCAUUCCUGAGGAAGAGGCAGUGUCUCGGAUCACUGCGAGGGACGGUGUCAGCCAAGAGGACGCUGUGCGGCGGCUGCAGAGCCAGUGGCCCAACGCGCGGCAGGUGGCGCAGGCCAACGUGGUGCUCUGCACUCUGUGGGAGCCCGAGAUCACCCAGAGACAGGUACGGAAGGCAUGGGAUCUCCUUCAGAAGCGAAUCCAACAGAGAUGGGAAGGAGCGAAGCCACCGUCCUGAGCCAGACCUCCAUACACAUACACCACCUCAACAGUGAACUGCACACACACCGACUGUAAAGCCCUGCAAGGGAUGAGGGUGGCUCCAAAACGGCCAGGGUGCAAUCAUGUUAGGGACGUCUGCCUUAAAAGGAGCGCCACAACGGUUGCUUUGGUGUGCCAUCGCAACCACAAACCCCCCACGGAGGAUCUUACACCUGCAAAAGACGCUGGAGCCAUACUUGCGAACAUUAGAAAAAUUUAAACAGUUUCUCCGUCUUAAUGCACAUCAGCCAAUUAAAAUCAUUAAUAGAACGCUACAUUGUAGCUGGUCCCAUCAGAUAACCUGGCACACGUUAGCCCUAUGUUAACCUCACCAGAUGAGUGAUUAUUUUCUGGAACAAAAUUCCUCAUCAGCCUAUCAAAUAUCUUAGACUUUAUAUCCAACAACCAAUAGACAUGUUGGUUGUUUAGCAACAAAACCGAUAUGCGCAAUUAUGGGGCAAAACAGACAGGGUUGGCUUAGAUUGUUGACAACAUGUAAACUACAUUUUGUCUUCAAUUUUUAUUGGAAACAUUAAUAUAUUGCACAAUGAGCACUUGUUGCCUCUCAAAUACAUUGUUACAUCAAAUUUCAGCCAUAUUAGCAUAGACGUGACA